AUGAAAACCAUCAGGUCUGAGGCGAAUGCAGCCUUAAAUGAAGUAUGUGCAGGUAUAUAUAAUAAUAAUUCAUCUUUAGUAGCUGGUGGUGAAAAGACUGAAAAUCUCAACGAAGAAAGGGCCUAUAAUAUUAAAGGUUAUAAUGGAGCCGGUAGAAUUAAGCAAAGACGGUUAGAGUUGUUGAAGCGUGCGGUAGAGGUUGCGGAGAUGGUUGAGCCUAUGGAGUUUGAAUCUUAUAGGGAUUAUUUUAUUAUCAAGACUUUUAAGAGAGGCAGGUCAGAAAGCGGGAGAGUGAACGUUAGUAUUCUGAAGAGGCUGAAAUGCGGCGUUUAUUAUGAACGAAUUAACACAAAAUUGCCUAACGGGAAUGAAAACAGAGUUGGUAAUUCUUUUGGGAAUAUGCAUGAUUCUUCGACGGAUGACUCUGAAUAUAAGCCUCCUAUUACUAGAAGAAGCUCCAGAAGACAGUCAGAAGAGACGAGGAAACCGUUAUCGCCAGCGUUGUCUGCGACUGAUGAAACGGGAGCAGAUGAUGAACACUCUUCGCCUGGUGCACAAAUUCCUACGAAUCCUAUAAGAGCAGAAAUUUCAGUUGAGAGUAUAAUACCUAACAAUAACUCUGACACCAAUGUCAGAAGGUCCAUGAGGCUCACUUCGAAGGAGAAGGAUCGAUUAGAAAAGGAGUUUUCGCAGCAACCCAAGGACAGGAAUGCACUGGAUGCAGCUGUUGUUACCGGCCUUUACGAAGUUAUAAUCCCAAAAUUCAAGAAUCCUGUGAGACGAUCUGAUUGGGUUUUGCCUACUAGACAGAGGUAUAUACCCGAUAAACAUCAGCCCGUGAAACAUGUGCCAGAACAGGUGAAAAUAAAUGAAUUAGUAAAGAACAACAGGAUAAAAACGAUUCUUUCACGUUUCGAGGGGGGUCUUGCAGGUGUGAGAACAUUAAAAACCUCCUUAUGA
This is a messenger RNA of Eremothecium cymbalariae DBVPG#7215, 960 nucleotides long. RefSeq names its product Rfm1p (gene RFM1). The coding region runs from base 1 to 960 and encodes 319 amino acids. NCBI's taxonomy places the organism in Eukaryota, Fungi, Ascomycota, Saccharomycetes, Saccharomycetales, Saccharomycetaceae. The transcript has a single exon. The record is from RefSeq and is a predicted model, not a curated record.